ACCUGUAUUUUCAAAUUUACUCAUGGAUAUGAACUGUAUCACACACUGAGAGUAAACAGCUGAAGUGUUGGCUUUCAAAGACCAGCGUACAUGGCGUCCACAACAUAAGCAUCAGAUAACCAGGCAACCAAUGAAACUGGUAGGGCUAGAUGGCAUCCUUUCAGCCUCGCCCAAUUGCAUCAUUUUCAACGAAAUCAGAGGCUUAGUCACGCCAAAAAAAUUAAACCACUUGACUGGGGAACCUGCCUGCUAGCAUCAAAUCAAAUUGCGAUAAUUCUUUAUGGUUGCAUCGCAAACAAGGAGUCAAUAACGAGCAUGAAAGAAAUGGCCGAAACGACGACAACAGAGGAUGUUUAUGACGAUGCAUACGAGGAGAAACCGGGCCCGAGACCUCCAGUGCAAAUCGUGUGGAGAAACGUUAUAUUAAUGUCCCUAUUGCAUCUAGGAGCUCUUUAUGGUCUGACGAUUCUUCCCUCUGUCUCUUCCUUAACGCUGAUAUGGACGGGAGUGUGUUUCAUGGUAAGCGCUUUAGGAAUAACCGCUGGCGCCCAUCGCCUUUGGAGCCACAGGUCCUACAAAGCCUCGUUACCAUUACGAAUCUUCCUAGCGACUGCAAACUCUAUGGCUUUUCAGAAUGAUAUCUAUGAGUGGGCCAGAGACCAUCGUGUCCAUCAUAAGUUUUCUGAGACUGAUGCGGACCCACACAAUGCCCACAGAGGUUUCUUCUUCGCUCACAUCGGCUGGCUGCUGGUCCGCAAACACCCAGAAGUUAUUGAAAAAGGACGCAAACUGGAACUCGCUGACCUAAAAGCAGAUGGGGUCGUAAUGUUUCAGAGGAGGCAUUACAAGUUAUCUGUGGUGGUGAUGUGCUUUCUCAUCCCCACGUUUGCUCCUUGGCUCUUUUGGGAAGAGAGUCUUUUGAUCAGUUACUUAGUUCCUUGUCUGUUGAGAUAUACUGUGGUCCUUAAUGCGACCUGGCUGGUCAACAGUGCAGCUCACAUGUGGGGAAUGAGGCCCUAUGACCACAACAUCAAUCCCAGAGAGAACAAGUUUGUUGCCUUCAGUGCCAUCGGUGAAGGAUUUCACAACUAUCAUCAUACAUUCCCCCAUGAUUAUGCUACAAGUGAGUUUGGCAGUCGGCUGAACGUGACCAAAGCAUUUAUAGAUCUCAUGUGCUUCUUUGGACUGGCCAAGAAUUGCAGGAGGGUAACUCGUGAGACCAUCAUGGCCCGUGUUAAACGCUCCGGUGAUGGCAGCCACAAAAGUGGUUGAUUUGUUCAGUACAUAUCAGAAAACAAACAAACAAAACAAGUUAUAAGCCAACAUAUACAAAAGCAUUUGCAGCAUUUCUUAUUGUGCAAUGAAGAUUGAUCUAUAUACAUUCUCAUUUGAAAUAAGAAACUCUAGAGUGUGUUGGACUAAUAUGUGUUCUUAAGAAUUCUUUCCUUUUCAUGAAGUGUACUGGACUGUGGGAUAUUAUUUUCGGAGAUGGUAAAGGCCAUAGUUUGGAAGGAUAAUUAUGUCUCAGUCUCAAGAGAUGGUACUUUACUAGUUAAACAGCCAUGUGCCUCAUUACAGCCCUCUCUCAUGAAUAGGUUGACCCAUGUUUUCUCUGGCUAAGCAGUUACUGUUCUGAUUUUAAAAUAUCAUUCCAGCGAGCUAUGCAAGCUGUAAAAUUAAGAUGACAUUCUAUUAAUAUGCUGGCACUAUUUUACAUUUUCUGAAAUGAUAAAAGCUGAUUUCCAUCUAAAACUGAAAUAAAUUUAAUGACCACCAAAAGAUUUAUAGGUCAGUAUAUGUAGUCAAAUAUGUGACCCUGGACCACAAAACCAGUCUUAAGUCGCUUGGGUAUAUUUGUAGCA
Molecule: messenger RNA, 1862 nt
Organism: Sinocyclocheilus grahami
Lineage: Eukaryota; Metazoa; Chordata; Actinopteri; Cypriniformes; Cyprinidae
Product: acyl-CoA desaturase-like
Exons: 6
Coding region: 316-1272 (318 amino acids)
Biological process (GO): unsaturated fatty acid biosynthetic process; response to fatty acid; monounsaturated fatty acid biosynthetic process
Cellular component (GO): endoplasmic reticulum membrane
Molecular function (GO): stearoyl-CoA 9-desaturase activity; iron ion binding; palmitoyl-CoA 9-desaturase activity
Source: RefSeq, a predicted model, not a curated record